AAUUCAUCUUCCUCUUUUCCCAAGUAAUCUCAACUGCCAUCAUCUCUGAUCUCUCGUCUCUCACUCUGCGCAACGCAACUCUUUAUAAAUUUGACAAGAAAGCAGCCCAACACAUCCAACCAUCUCUCUGAUCCAUCUCUCAUGCCUUCUGCAAUUUCUUCUGUAGAAGACACAAUGGCCAACGUUGGCCUUGCCAGUGCCAAGGAAGAAGACGCUGAGGUUACCGGAGAUGCAACAAUCCCUCUCUAUUCCUCCUACAACGACCGGAUUCGACCCCUCCUCGACGCCGUAGAUCAGCUGCGCCACCUCAAUGUCAUGAAAGAAGGCAUUGAGCUCCCCACCAUUGUCGUCGUCGGCGACCAAUCCUCCGGCAAAUCUAGUGUCCUCGAGUCCCUUGCCGGCAUCAGCCUCCCUCGCGGCGUAGGCAUCUGCACACGGGUUCCCCUCAUAAUGCGAUUACAGAGCCAUUCUUCUCACGACCCAGAACUCCAAUUGGAGUAUCUCGACCAUAAGGUCGACACUGAUGAAGUCCAUGUCGCGGAAGACAUCAUUGAAGCCACCAAUGAGAUCGCAGGUAAGAAAAAAGGCAUCUCCCAUACUCGUCUCACUCUCACGGUGAAAAAGAAAGGCGUCCCGGAUCUCACCAUGAUUGAUUUGCCUGGUAUCACGAGGGUCCCUGUUCAUGACCAGCCCGAAGACAUCUACGAGCAGAUAUCCAACAUUAUAAUGGAGUACAUAAAGCCCAAAGAGAGCAUCAUUCUCAACGUCUUAUCGGCUACUGUCGAUUUCCCGACCUGCGAAUCGAUCCGAAUGUCUCAACGUGUCGACACCACCGGCGAGAGGACUCUGGCUGUGGUCACUAAGUGCGAUAAGGCUCCUGAAGGUCUUAAAGAGAAGGUGACCUCGGACGAUGUUCACAUUGGCCUUGGCUAUGUUUGCGUGAGGAAUCGCAUUAACGACGAGUCGUACGAGGAAGCCAGGGCCGAGGAGGCAAGGUUGUUUCAAUCCGAUCCUCUGCUCUCUCAGAUUGACAAAUCCAUCGUGGGUAUUCCUGUUUUGGCUCAGAAACUAGUGGAACUCCAAGCAGCCAGUCUCGCAAAAUGCCUGCCGGACAUCGUAAAGAAGAUCGAUGAGAAACUCAAUCUAAACGUUUCUGAGUUCAACAAACUGCCACAGAAUCUAUCCAGCGCGGGUGAAGCCAUGGCUGCAUUCAUGUGGAUUAUUGGGUCUACGAAAGAAUCUCUCAGGAAAAUCCUUGUGAGAGCGGAGUUUGAUGAGUUCCCAGAUGACAAAUACAUGCAUUGCACCGCUAGAUUGGCCGAGAAGCUCAACGAGUAUUCCGAAAAGCUCAAACUGAGGUCCGAAGUCGUCAAGGAUAAGUUUUUAAUGGAGGAAAUUCGAGUCCUCGAAGAGGCGAAAGGCAUUGAGCUUCCGAAUUUCCUUCCUCGCACAGCUUUCCUCACCAUUUUACAGAGAAAAGUGAAAGAAAUAUCAGACACUCCCGUCAAUUUCGUUCAAGAUGUGUGGGCUUACACAGAAGACGUGGUCGUCCGAGUCCUGAUGCACCACUCCGAAGGCUACCCACAGCUUCAAUCUUGCACAAGAAGGGCAGCACAGAAUCUAAUCGCCAAGAUGAAGAACCACUCUGUUGAUCGAGUGGUGGAGAUCGUGGAGAUGGAGAAGAUGACGGAUUAUACCUGCAACCCAGAUUACAUGUCAACCUGGCACAGUCUCAUGGCGCAACAAGAAGCGUUCAUGAUGCAGUUAAACAACAUCUCCGUGCAUCAUCAGAAUCAGUGUGCGACGAUUGAAGGUUAUGGGACUAUUGAGGUAGAACAUCUGAGGGCCUACACUGGGAUGGUGCAGCAAGCAUUCGACAUGAGAAUGAGAAUCAAGGCUUACUGGAAGAUUGUGCUACAGAGGUUGGUGGACAGUUUGGCGCUCCACCUUCUCUUCAGUGUUCAGAACUUGGUAAACAAAGAGCUGGAGAAGGAGAUUGUGAUUGAGCUGAUGGGGCCUCAUGUUGGUGGGAUUGAACGGUUGCUUGACGAAUCCCCAUCUGUUACCCAGAAGCGAGAUCGGCUCAAUAGGAGCAUUAAGUUACUCAAGGAAUCCAAGGAGAUUGUGGCCAAGAUUAUGGACCGUAUCAGCUGAUUUCUUCUGUUCUUCUAGUCUCUUUCUCUGUUGACUGUUCUGUUUAUGUAGAGGAUAUAUAUGGGAAUGGGACCUAAUUAAGUAACCUCUCUAUGUAUCAUCAAUAUUGUGUUGAUAAUUGAUAUGAUAUGUAUGGUUGGUGGUCAUUUAUAAGUAAUACUAUAUGCAUGGGGUGGGGGUGAAUGAGUGAUGGUAUUGGUUGCUUUAUAUAUUCAAAUCUCUUUUUGAUUGGCUGA
This is a messenger RNA of Nelumbo nucifera (sacred lotus), 2390 nucleotides long. Its product is annotated as dynamin-related protein 4C. The record is from RefSeq and is a predicted model, not a curated record. Gene Ontology annotation, molecular function: GTPase activity; microtubule binding; GTP binding. Lineage: Eukaryota; Viridiplantae; Streptophyta; Magnoliopsida; Proteales; Nelumbonaceae. Gene Ontology annotation, cellular component: microtubule; cytoplasm; membrane.